Molecule: messenger RNA, 2115 nt
Organism: Racocetra fulgida
Lineage: Eukaryota; Fungi; Glomeromycota; Glomeromycetes; Diversisporales; Gigasporaceae
Source: the annotation of a GenBank genome assembly
AUGCUUACUCUCACGGAAACUUCAACUCUCAAUACAAACUAUGUUAGCCAUCGUAAAAGCACUACCACUGCUUCAAUUGAUGAAUCAUAUAUAUCCCCUAUGGUACCAAUUAACAACUAUACCCUUCAAACUUCUGCUCCUCGUGUAUCCGACAACUCAUCAAGACGACGAUCUACUGCAUCUCAACAAGAAUCAUCUAAAAAAUCAUUGGAUCAACUGCAACCUUCACUGAAUAAUGCAUCAACAAAUCCUAUUCCUUCAAAAAUAUCAUCUGGGUGUCUCCGUAAGCUACAUGCUGAUGAUGACGGGAAACAUUCUUCUGAGAUGGUAUCAUCACCUCUACACGAUAAUCACGAUAUGCCUUCAAUUUCUCAGCAUAUUCCCUCAAAAAGAUUAUUUGAUGAUUCAUCAAAAGUUCUUUGUGUAUCCGAAAGAGUUUCUUCGCUUGAGACUUCCACUGAAUCCGAUUUAAAAAUGAAUGAUUCAACUCUAUCAAUCACUGAUAAUUUUAGUUCUAUAACUCCAAAAAUGUCUACUAAGGACAUUUACAAUACCCCGGAGACAUCGGUUCAAUUGAAACCAUUUGAUAAUCAAGUGGGUGGUCACACCUCUUUUUUUCGAUUUUCUCAAAAAGCAGUUUGCAAACCUUCAGUACCAAGAGAACAAUAUUUUUAUGAACUCCUUGAAAAAUCCCAUCCUGAACUUUUACCAUUCAUUCCCCAAUAUUUGGGUACUGUUAAUGUGAUUAAUCGUGCUCAUGAUGGUGACGUAAAAUCAAUGCCAGAAGUUGUUUUUGAACAAAAUAAACAUCUUUUACCUGAAUGGAUGCUCAAUAGAGUUAAUUCAUUUGAUAAUCGUUAUAGUGAUGACAACAAACGAUUAUUUGAUAAAGAGAAUAAUAAAAUACCUUCGGUAUCUAGUGCUCCAAGUUUAUGUUCUUCAAAAGUGAAUCAAGACCUAAAAAAUGAAGUUUUGCAAGAGGUAUUCUCACCUCGUGUUGUACGUGCUAGGAUGCGCCAGAUUCAAGCAUUACAGAAAGAACCUGUAAGAAGAAGGCAUUCGAUGGCUAAUGUUACUACCCUUCGAAGAAAGUCUGAAUGUAAGACACCUGAAAUGUCUGAAAAUAUGAUAACUUUUGAUUCUCCUUGCGAGAAGAGACAGAAGAAAUUGACAGUUGCUUCCAGAAGAAUCGGUUCACCUGACCUAUCAUCGUCUAAAUCUGGUAAUGAUCAUGGUGAUACUACUUCGACAUGCUUAACUGAUUGUCGCCGAAUCCGUAGUCCUAGUAAUGAUCAUUUUUCUAGUAUGACGACAUCUAUGAAAAAAGAAAAAUCAAAUUCUUAUCCAAAUUCAACCGAAUCUACUUCACAUACCGGGUUUUCUCACGAGAAAGCAAUUUCUGAUAUGCAUUCAGCUUUUAGCACGAGAGAAUAUUCAGCAUCAUCACAACCUGUUUUGCGUUUACAGUAUCCUACAAAGACAAAUUCUGAUGAGGAACUAGUCACUCCUCCACAAUCGCCUACUUCGAUUAAUAACCCUUGGUCUUUACGUUGUUAUUCGUUACAAAAAUCAGACGAAGCGCUUGAUAAUGUGCAACAAUUUAUUAUUCUAGAAGAUCUAACUGGUGGAUUGAAAUAUCCUUGUGUUUUAGAUCUAAAGAUGGGUACAAGGCAAUAUGGGAUCGAUGCGAAACCAAAGAAACGUGAAAAUCAAAUGAAGAAGUGUGCACAAACCACAAUACACCAUAUUCCUGUUAUUCUUCGUAAACUUCGCCGUCUUGCAAAAAUAAUUCGUAAACUUUCGAACUACCGAUUCUAUGGGAGUAGUUUAUUGCUUAUUUAUGAUGGUGAUGAGAACAAUCCACGAGACAUAGAUGUUAAGAUAAUUGAUUUCGCACAUUGUACAACGGGCAAAGAUUAUUUACCCGAAGAGUUUUUGAAUCCACCACAUGAAGGUUGCGACAAGGGAUAUUUAUUAGGACUUAAAAAUUUGUGUCAAUCUUUUGAAAGAAUCUAUAAAGAGACUCACGGUAUUAAACCUGAAGAUGUUGGUGAGGAGGAGGAAGGAGUUUUUUCAGAAAUAGGCGAAGAGCAUGACGAUAAUUUCUCUGGAUAA